Molecule: messenger RNA, 1341 nt
Organism: Zophobas morio
Lineage: Eukaryota; Metazoa; Arthropoda; Insecta; Coleoptera; Tenebrionidae
Product: phenoloxidase-activating factor 2-like
Exons: 2
Coding region: 168-1211 (347 amino acids)
Biological process (GO): proteolysis
Molecular function (GO): serine-type endopeptidase activity
Source: RefSeq, a predicted model, not a curated record
AGCUUCUCGGUCUCUGUCCUUGUUACCACGCAUGUUACCAAAGUGGAUUUUCCAGUCAUACGUAGAGCCUCAAUAAUUCUUACAAAACAAAGACGACUGGUUAUCCCCAAGCAUAAAUAUUUACCAACCAUUUAAAAACCGUCAAUGACGUUAUACCAUAUUACAAAAUGUGGCCUCUUGCGUUUGUAGUGUUGUUACUAGCCCCCAGUUACUCUCAAUCGCAAGAAACAGACACCUGCAAGUGUGUAUUUUACUACCUCUGUGUCAACGGCACCAUCGUCGUCGAUGGAAACGUGGACGGCCUCCUCGACGAAAGACUCGGCGAGGCAUGUGAUUGUAAGUGUCCAGACGGACAAGUCUGUUGUUCUCUCGGAAACGCAACGUCAAUCUUGCCACCCCCACCCACCACCUGCGGCCAACGAAACCCCGAUGGCGUAGGCCCGAAAUCCGGAAGCAACGACGAGGACGUCAACUUCGGGGAGUUCCCAUGGGCCAUCGACAUCCUCCUCGAGAACCGCGCCUUCAGGUGCGCGGGCUCUCUCAUCCACCCUGCGGUUGUCCUAACCGCCGCUCACUGCGUCCUCCGCAAGAAAACCUACAUAGCAAGAGCGGGGGAAUGGGACAACUCGGGGACCGGUGAGCUGCUCAAGCACCAGGACCUCCUGGUCGACUCGGUCAAAAUCCACGAGGAUUACAACCCUGCGGUGUACUACAACGACGUGGCUUUGUUGUUCCUAAAGGGGGCGUUUAAUUUGUCCGCGCAUAUACAGCCGGUGUGUCUGGCAGGGGCUGGUUUUAGUGGGAGUAGCGAACGGUGCUAUGUGGUGGGACGCGGGAAGGAUCAAAAUGGGCAAUAUAACCCCAUUCUUAAAAAAAUUGAUUUGCCGCUGGUGGAUAAAGCGUCUUGCGAAAAUAGUCUGAAACGGUCACCGAAAUUGGGGCACAAUUUUAAGCUUCAUGGUAGUUUCUUGUGUGCUGGAGGGGAGAAGGGGAAAGAUGCGUGUGUGGGAGAUGGGGGUGGGUCUUUGGUGUGUCCUAUUAGUGGAGAAGAGGAGAAGUUUGAGCAGGUUGGGAUUGUGGCCUGGGGGCUGGGGUGUCACCAAGAGAACACGCCAGCGGCUUACUCCAAUGUUCCAUUUUUGAGGGAAUGGGUUGAUAAGCAGAUGAAGGAGUGGGAUUUCGAUAAGAGCUCAUACACGUUUCCGAAGUAGACUUGACUGAGUAGUAAUAAUAAUGCACGAAGAAGAGUUGGGUGGAAGUAGGCUUUGCACGACAAAAAUGCUAUACAUUUUGUCGUCUAGUACAAUGUACACAAUAUUUUAAAUAAAAUUGUAUAAAGAA